This is a messenger RNA of Hippoglossus stenolepis (Pacific halibut), 3739 nucleotides long. It is a transcript of the gene cbfa2t2, whose product is annotated as CBFA2/RUNX1 partner transcriptional co-repressor 2. The coding region runs from base 531 to 2321 and encodes 596 amino acids. The record is from RefSeq and is a predicted model, not a curated record. NCBI's taxonomy places the organism in Eukaryota, Metazoa, Chordata, Actinopteri, Pleuronectiformes, Pleuronectidae. Gene Ontology annotation, biological process: negative regulation of DNA-templated transcription; DNA-templated transcription. Gene Ontology annotation, cellular component: nucleus. The transcript is spliced from 11 exons. Gene Ontology annotation, molecular function: transcription corepressor activity.
UGAGAGGGUGGGAGAGGGAGUCAGAGCCUGGGAGAGUGAGCACGAGAGAGGAUGCGAAGAGCGAGAGAGUUAGAUGAAAUCAAUGCAACAGAGGAGGCCGAUUAAAAGAGAAAGUAAGAAGAAGAGAGAGAGAGAGAGAGAGAGAGAGAGAGAGAGAGAGAGAGAGAGAGAGAGAGAGAGAGAGAGAGAGACAGUGUGUGUGAGUGUGUGAGUGUGUGUGUGUCGUGCAGCGCUGUGCUGGUCCGCUCGGUGAUCUGUCUCCAUCUGGGUGCCAUCUGCGUCUCUGGCUCUGGCCUCCGCCGCACUGGAGCUCACAUAUGUGGGAAUGCAAACACAUGCCUGACAUAUGAAGGCGUGGAGUCAGAGAGAGAGAGAGAGAGAGAGAGAGAGAGAGAGAGCGAGAGAGAGAGACACACAACAAGGCAAAAAGGAUAAGAGAGCAACAGCACCACACUGCAGCUGACUUUCUCCACGGACUCAGGAGUGGACUCUACUAGAGAGGAGACAGUAGAGAGAAGAAGAGCCCUGCCAUGCCCGGUUCUCCUGUGGAUGCUAAGACUCAUUCCAGAUCAGCCCCCAGCAGCAGCAGCAGCCUCACGAUGCCCCCCCUGCCCUCUGUCAACCCCAGCGGCCCUCGACCGGCCUCUUUUUCCACCACAGCAUUGACCAACGGGAAUCAUCAUUCCCCGCCAACCUUGAACGCAGUGCCAUCUCCGCCGCAGCGCUACAGCAACGGACCGUCCUCCUCCUCGUCCUCAUCGCUAGCAAACCAGCAGCUGCCCGCCACCUGUGGGGCUCGCCAGCUGAGCAAGCUGAAACGUUUCCUGACCACGCUGCAGCAGUUUGGCAACGACAUCUCCCCCGAGAUCGGAGACAGCGUUCGGAGCCUAGUGCUGGCCCUCGUGAAUUCCACAGUUACCAUUGAAGAGUUUCACUCACGACUUCAGGAGGCCACCAACUUUCCCCUACGGCCUUUCGUUAUUCCUUUUCUCAAGGCAAACCUACCCCUGCUGCAGAGGGAGCUGCUCCACUGUGCACGGGCCGCCAAGCAAACCCCAGCCCAGUACCUGUCCCAGCACGAGCACCUCCUGCUCAGCACCACCCUCGCCUCCUCUCCAGACUCCUCCGAGCUGCUGAUGGAGCCUCCUGAUGCUGCCAUGAAGAGACACAGCCCCAGCAGGGCGAAAGAGAACGGUUUCCACGAACGUCCGCCCGUAGCCAUGGAGCCGGCCGCGAAACGAAUUUGCACCAUCAGCCCUGCUCCCCGACACAGCCCCGCCCACCCGAUGCCCCUCAACUCCCAGCUCCACCCGACCCCUCCUCCCCUGCAGCACUACGCCCUGGACGACAUCGCAGCGCCGCACAUCCUCCACCGCGAGCACAGCCAGCGCUUGCUGGAGAUCCGAGAGCUCAAAGACAGACCCAGGCUCCCUGGAACUAACGGGGGUUACCGUGAAGAGCCGGUGGACCACAGACUGACAGACCGAGAGUGGGCUGAUGAAUGGAGGCAUCUGGACCAUGUGUUGAACUGCAUUGUGGACAUGGUGGAGAAGACACGGAGGUCAGUGAGCGUGCUCAGACGGUGCCAGGAGUCAGAUCGCGAGGAGCUCAACUACUGGAGGCGACGCUCAAGCGAGCAGGAGGACCCACGCAAAGGAGGCUCGGGCUCCGCUCCCUUCUCCAAGACACACAGCCCCCACUCUGCAGAGUCAGACUCCCAGCGUGACUUCGCACCACGGCCAGGCUCAGCAUACGUUACAGAUGAGAUCUGGAGGAAAGCUGAAGAGGCGGUGAACGAGGUGAAGCGUCAGGCCAUGGACGAGGUUCAGAAAGCCGUUGCCGAGGCCGAGCAGAAAGCUUUUGAGAUGAUCGCGUCAGAAAGGGCGAAGAUGGAUAAGACUCUGGCGGAUGCAAAGAAGAAGGCUCAAGAGGACGCCGUCAGUGUCAUCAACGAACAGGAGGACUCCAGUGAGUGUUGCUGGAACUGUGGGCGCAAGGCGAGCGAGACGUGCAGCGGCUGCAACGCGGCUCGCUACUGCGGCUCCUUCUGCCAGCACAAAGACUGGGAGAGGCACCACCUCAUCUGCAGCCCGGGACUUCAGGCUCAACCCAAAUCCGUUUCUGCCAUCACAGCAAGCCGGGUGGCCGCUGCAGCCUCUGCAGCGGCAGCAACCAGGGGGUCCCCCGCGGGCCUGGCCGGGGUUAAGGCCUCCGACAGCGCGCCUUCGGUCUCCAGUCCUGGUGGCGACAAGGCCUCGGUCGCUUCUCGCUCCUCCACCCCCUCCACCCCCGCCUCAGGCCCCGAGGCGAACGGACAUUAGAGGGCGAAGGACGUCAGUGGUUAACUCGUCACCGAUCCUCUUCCUCAACGGGGAGGAAUUGAAUCAGCACAAUGUGGGAGCUACAUGUGGGUUAAGUUAGGAUAACAGAUUUCUCAUCAUAAUCUUUGGCAGAUAAAACAGGGACAGAUUAUGGAUGACUGUUGUGGGUGCUAUGUCAACUGGGACGCAGGCGUUGGCAAAGGACAGACGGACUCGUCUCAAACGCAUCCAUUGGAAAACAGAUCCUCUCCUAACAGAUGGAAACGUCUUUGUCCAAAACCCCAAAUCUUGGACGUGCGAGAGGAGGGAAAGACUGUCGAUAGAUCUCACUUUAUCUCCGGCUGCGCGGAGGAAGUUACGAAAAGGAGACAAGACAGAGAAAGACGCCUCCCCUCAGCUGAUAUUCUCACGUUGUUGUGUAUAGAUUUUAAUAUAGGGAGGUGGUGGUGUUCAAUGUAAACAGUUUAAUAGUACCAGCCAUAAAGCACCGGCCCUCCUCCUGUAGGAGAAACCCUACAGCAGACGACACAACACCGUCUCUGCAGCUUUCCUGUACACGUAAAAACAUUUGCUCGCCAGGUUUUGUUAUGUUCGUGUCAAAUGGUCGUGCCGUCAGUGAUUAUUGUAAAUCAUACGAUUCCGUUCCGUCAAAGCAAUAUUAAAAAAAUGAAGUGUUCGGGUAUCACAACACGGUUUCUGCAUCACCAAAGUUUCCGGUCGCUAAAGAGAGAGUCGUCGUCAUUGCCUGUAAAUGCCUUCGUGAACAACAGAUAAUUAUACACAUGUUCAAUGAGCUGGAGUGGGAACUGUCUUGUCGUUUAUUCAUUCCUGAUCAGCAGACCUCGUCACAGAGGUGAAGGUGACGGUGGUUGUGACGAUUCAGGGCAGAAACACCCAGUUUUGACUUUGUUCUUGUUGCAGUUUCAUUUUGGCACUUGUUCACGUCGUCGGCCGUGUAACGACAGGGUCAGACGUCGCUGCAAAUCCUCCUCCGCCGCCGCAAUGUUCCCAUCAGACAUUUGUAAAGAAAAACACUCGCUGGUGCUGCAGUGCAGGGUUUAGAGCGGUGACUCUGUCCCACAGAGAAUCUCAGGAGCUAAGCUUGUAUGUGUGUGUGUGUGUGUGUGUACAGAUCAUUCUUUGUUUUCUUUUCUUUUGUCACAGUUAGAUUAAAGUCAGACGUUUAGUGCAGAACUUUGAUGUAUCGUAUUCUACUGUUACAGCUGAGACGUCGUCCUGGUUUCCGUUCGGUGUAAGAUGACUUUGUAAAGAAUAUUAUGAGAGAAUGCCUUUAUUUUGUGAGCCACGAUAUUUUUUUUCCCCCUUCGUCCUUCAAACACGUUUCUUUUGUUAUGAGGCAUAAAAACUUCAUAUGAAAACAAAAACUAUCAUAAAAUGAAAUAAAGAAAUAGAAUGUU